UCGCACGUUCUCACGGUUUUUUUCUUGCAAACAUCAGAAAAAAUAGAAAAUUCUGAUGUUCAUAAGUUAAGAAACCGAUCUAAAAUGCUUACGCUAAAUAUUCGUCGCAAUGUGCAACUCUUGCUUCGUGGAACUAGCGGCCGGCUGGCAUAUUCGACGAGGGCUCUAGCCAAUCCCAACGAAGAAUACUCGGACCAACCCCAGUACCCGGCUAUCGAGGAUCUUAGUUUCAAGUCCAAAAAGAAACGUGAGAUUGCCCAAUGGCACGAACGGAUUCGUCUGUUAAGUUCCGUCGAGGAAAAGCUGUUCGAAAUCAAUAUGCCCAAGUACUACGGCUACAAAGCGCACAUGAUAACGGACCAAAAGUUCCCCUACAAUGUGCUACCGCUAGCACAGUACGCAACCAGGACACAUCUUGUGGAGGAGCAGCUGCCGGAGACUUAUGGACAUUUAGAAGAGAGCGCAAAAAAGGUGCUGGAAGAAGUGCGCGGGGAGCUUGAGGAUGUCAUCGGGUUUGAGCUGGGUGGGUACAGACGGUCACCUGAGGAAUUAUUACCCAAAGACCAGGAAGAAAAAAUCACAUCGUCGCUUUUGACCGGAUUGAAUCGUGUCUUGGUUAAUAGUCUGUCUAACAAGUACAGUCAUCUGAGUGAAGUUGAAACAGACUUUGAUCCCCGGCACGAAGCCUUUUGGUUCCUUGGCGGUAUUCCGCCGCCAGCCUUGGUAAAGAAAAUAAAGGAAGGAGUGGAAUGGCAGAAGCAGUACGCUAAUGAUCCUUACGAUCGUAAGAUUCAGUACGUUGGAAAGCCGUACCUUGCGCUGAGACAUAAACAUCCGCUGAAUUCGUAUGGGCACGACAACUUGGAUGUUAACCAAGAUAAGGUGGAGAUUCCGGAAUUUAGAUACGAUCCGAUUACGUUGGGAUAUCGUACCGAGCAGCGUCAUGCUACGACGAUUCCUGGCUUCUGGCCUGGUGAUCAGCAUGAAUUUGGAUUGAUUUCGUUCCAACGCAGAAGCCAUGCUCAAAUUCGUCCCACGUAUUGCGCAGUCGAUGACCUGCAGGAAGCUCUACAUGCACAAGGUAUCUUCUCCAGCUAUGCAUGGGCUUUUGGCCAGGCUUGCUAUCAAGGAUUCUCCACCUUCAAUGAUCUAACUUAUCCACUCUCGACGCAAACCGUGAUUACGGAUGGGAAAAAGUGGUCUUUUUAUGCGUAUCAGUUGAACACUACUCUGGUGCACUCAGAUCACGUUGACCUGAAUCCGCGGUACAAUCAGUGUUGGGGAACGAAAGAGCUCCAACUGUACGAUCACGUUGAUGAGAGCGGAAAAGUACACGGACUGAAUGACGAAGUUCUGUUGCAUUUGAUUUCUUUCUACACGAAUGUCCCACGGGCUCGUGAGGGUGUGGAUCUGAAGCCCUACCUGUGCACGACGGAAACCCGAGUGGCGGACAUAUUGGACGAAAAGCGUCGAGUCUUCAUGGAACAAACGUACAAACAUGUUGUUUCUAACAGACCUCGUCACCGUCCGGAGCCGGAGCUUUAUCAGUGGGAGAAGAUCUACAAGGUAGAUAAUCCCACGCGUCCGAUGGAACCCAAGCGAAGACCAUUUGAGUUGGGUGAGAAAAUGUACCAGCGAACAAUGGAUGAGCAUGCCCUGAAGUAUAUUCCACGCAAGAUCCGUCCGGAUGGACCGAAGAGUAAACCCCGGUUCGAGGCAACCUACUACCCAAAUGUAAGGCGAUAGGAAGAAUUGUGUCGCCGGUAUUGUA
Molecule: messenger RNA, 1771 nt
Organism: Ochlerotatus camptorhynchus
Lineage: Eukaryota; Metazoa; Arthropoda; Insecta; Diptera; Culicidae
Gene: mRpS30
Product: mitochondrial ribosomal protein S30
Exons: 2
Coding region: 85-1746 (553 amino acids)
Biological process (GO): translation
Cellular component (GO): mitochondrial large ribosomal subunit; ribosome; mitochondrion
Molecular function (GO): structural constituent of ribosome
Source: RefSeq, a predicted model, not a curated record